Messenger RNA from Chelmon rostratus (copperband butterflyfish), 2208 nucleotides. It is a transcript of the gene lins1, whose product is annotated as lines homolog 1. The coding region runs from base 1 to 2208 and encodes 735 amino acids. The record is from RefSeq and is a predicted model, not a curated record. NCBI's taxonomy places the organism in Eukaryota, Metazoa, Chordata, Actinopteri, Chaetodontiformes, Chaetodontidae. The transcript has 7 exons.
AUGAUUCAAGGAAGAGUGAGCAGCAUGGAGCUGACAGCGAGCCGCACAGAGCGAUUCACCGUGAGAGAGCGCUUUGACUGUCUGACAGACGCGUUCAGGUGUCUCCAGGCGGGAUCGUGUCCCACGCAGAGUGCAGCGGAUGUGGCGGGUGUGAUCAUUUCCGGGGUGUGUGGACUGCCCGGCCGGGACCGAGACCGUGCUGCUGCAGGGUCCUGGCAUGACAGCAGUCUGGAGCUGACCUACAUCAGUGUGACUCUGGUGGAGAAGAUCACCUCCAGCCUAUCGUCUCAGAGCCUUGCUCCAGCAGUCGCGUUGUACUGCGUGGAGCUCCUCAGGGUGUUGUUUAAAGACAUGGAUCUGAUGUCGCAGCUUGUCCACCAGUUCCAGGUUGAGGACCAGAUCAUCUCACAUCUGGCUGCCAAGAGCGUAUCCACAUGUGUUCUCUACCAUCUCCACCAAACUGGCACUGUCAGUCCGGCCUGGGAGCAGAAGUGUCUGCAGGCCUUCCACGGCUCGCCCCCCGGCACUGAACUGGACGCCUGUCUGUGGUCACUGACAGAGGUCUUAAAAAGACUUCUGAAAGGAGCUCAUCGAGAGGUCCUCAGCAAACUCCUUGCAGCUUUUGACUCCAGCCUAAGUGCUUUAUGUUCAAAGUUCCUCCCUGAAGAGAGAAAAGAGGCAAUGCAGCGUUGGAUAGAUUUUACCAGCAGUAGACACUGGAGAACAACAUUCUGCCUCCUGCUGGACCUGCUGGAGGUGUUGACUGCAUCCAGUGGAAUAUGUGGAGCUGAUGUCUGUUUGCAGAGUCAGAGAUUAACCCACAUUCACUCCUCAGCGCUCCUGAUAACAGUCAGCUGCUCCUCAGAGUAUUUUGUGAAAAAGCGAGCGCUGCUGCUUCUAAAGCGAGCUGUGCUUCAGAAGGCCGGGGAGGAGUGGGCUUUGGGAGAAACGCUGUUCACUGGGCUGAAGCAUGAACACUUCAACUCUGAUAUGAGCACGCUGACUCGCAGUGUGUUAACAGCAGUGGCUGCUGGCUGGUUACAGACAGUUCAGGUGGAUUCUGCCUCGUUCUUUGGGGGGACCAGACACAUCCGAGGUGACGGAGGUCAGAAACCGGACUGUGUGAUGCUUAGAGCUGUCAGCCUGCUUCUUCUCAAGUCCAUGGAGCUUCACGUCCAAACUGCUGGUGGAGCAGCAGGCGUGGACGGUGCCGCGGAGGUGCAUGGCUGUCUGCGCAGUCUGUGGGGCUUCCUGAAGAGGCACAGCGUCCAGCUGAUGGAGGUCACUCACCUCUGCUGCUGGGUCAGCCUGCUGUUUGGAGAACAGGACGACGACAUGAUGGAGGCAGCGAAGGCUUCGCUUUCCAUAUUCCUUCAUCACAGACGGUUUUCUGGGCUGGAUGACUUCGCUGUGUUGGAGGCGGCCUGCGCCUCUGGCUGCAACCCUCACUGCCACUUCCUGCUUCUGCUUCAGAGCAUCUCCUUCGACCACAGCAUCCUCCUCGACUUCCUCAUCUCCACCGAAACCUGCUUUCUGGAGUACUUCGUGCGCUACCUCAAGUACCUCAGAGCUGACGGGCAGGGCUUCGCUGCAGCCUGUGGACGAAUCAGCACGUCAGACCGUCAUCUUUCACUGCAGAAGGCGCUUGCUGCCUCAUGUGGUGGUGGGAUGUUUGCACUGACAUAUAAAACAGAGCCAGAUCAAGCUGACGUCAGCUCCUGUGUCCAGCCCGCAGGUGUUGUUUCACCUGUGGAAAUGAGCGGUUUGAACACUGGGCUCCGCCUUGUAGACUACGCUGACUCUGACGAGUCUGAUCCAGAGAACAUGGAUUCUCAGGAUGAACCGUGGAUGUCUGGAUGUGACAGAGGUAGAUUCAGUGGAGCACCAGUACCUAUCAGACAGAGACAAUAUGAAUCCUCUCGCUCAGCAGGAUUACUGAGUCAACAUUAUUCCACAGCGGACAGAGGAGCAGACGGGUCAGUGCUGCAGGUGUUCCACAGUGAGCAAACAUCAUGUUCAAACAUGGCACCUGUGGCAGGACAGGACACAUCAGCCAGAGCCGUCUGCUGUCUUUCCGAGCUCAGGGAGGUGGUGACGAGGCUGCAGACAAAGAAACUCUUCCCAUACAACCCCUCCUCACUCCUACAGCUCUUAACACAAGUGUUGAACUGCUCCCAGCAAUCACUCCUGUCACAUUUCAAUAAAUGA